Molecule: messenger RNA, 1006 nt
Organism: Acromyrmex echinatior (Panamanian leafcutter ant)
Lineage: Eukaryota; Metazoa; Arthropoda; Insecta; Hymenoptera; Formicidae
Product: UPF0598 protein CG30010
Source: RefSeq, a predicted model, not a curated record
AUACAUAUAUAUAAUUGAUAUAUUUAUGACAGUGUGAUAUUAAAGUUGUGAUAUAAUCAAACGCAGUUUUUUAGAUCUACUUUAAGAGAGAAAAAGAGGAUUAGAGUUCGAAAUUUUAGGUUAUAUCGUGAUUAUUGUUGAAUUCAAAUUUAACAAAAUGACGUCGAUAUUUUGUAUGCGAACUGGCUUUGUUGUAAGCCGAACAUUUCUUUUACCCAAUAUUCUUGGGAGAAGUUAUGUGACAUACAUACAAGGUCAAUCCCCUGAACCUCGUGUGCGAGAAUACUUCUAUUAUAUUGAUCAUCAAGGCAUGUUGUUCCUGGAUGAUGUCCGCAUAAGGAAUUUUACCUCCUGCUUUAAAGACAAAAAAUUUCUGGCAUUCUUCUUCAAGCGCCUAAGGAAAAACAAUACCGAACGUUACACAGACGACUUUCCAUUCUUGUCAAUUUGUGGUGUAGAGAGAAAUUAUGUGAGAUGUGACGAUUUGCCAUUGGUCUUUACGAAGGUGAUUCAAAAGCAUAACGUGGAAACUGGUGCAGAAGAGGACUGGUUUAGUUAUGCGCAUGCAGAUGACUUAUUGAUGGUGCAGUUUGAGCCACAAAGAUUAUUUAUGAACAUUAAAACGGGAAGAGUGUAUCAUCCUGCACCAGAGAAAGCGAGUGGGAUCGGUUUAGUGAGAUCUAAUCUAGCUAUUGAAUUCAGCGCUUCGUUCAACUUUGAAAAUGGCGAAGGAAACGCACCAACACAUUUUGUGUGGAGAGACGAGCGAUACCAACUCGAUACCAAAUGGUACAGAGACAAACUGUCAUAAAUAGUAAAAUAAAAACAACGAAACUCUUUAUAAUUCGUAAAUACAUUGCGUAACUAUAAAAAAGGAAUUUUUCAAUGACCUAAGCGUAAGCCUCGAGGCUUACUCAAAUAAGCUUUAAUGACUUACUCAAAUAAGCUUUAAUGGUCACCUCAAUCAUCCAUCAAAAAAGUUAUUAAUAAAGAAUUUAUAAACAAG